Molecule: messenger RNA, 2458 nt
Organism: Salmo salar (Atlantic salmon)
Lineage: Eukaryota; Metazoa; Chordata; Actinopteri; Salmoniformes; Salmonidae
Product: butyrophilin subfamily 2 member A1
Biological process (GO): T cell receptor signaling pathway; regulation of cytokine production
Cellular component (GO): external side of plasma membrane
Molecular function (GO): signaling receptor binding
Source: RefSeq, a predicted model, not a curated record
UAUGAUUCCCCAUUUCAGCGCACUGUUGGAAGCUCCCGACACGUUGAUUGCUCAAGGAUAUCCAAAGUCUAUUGAUGGUUAAACAUUAAUCAUUGUAAUAAAAUGCUCUACGGAGAAAAGGAAAGAGUUUGACUUCUUUUCAACAGACUCUCCAUUUAAACUUGCUGUAGCAGCGUACAGGUGCAUCAUGGGACCUUUGAUCCGGCAAGUCUGUUUGUCAACAUUCCUCAUCUUCUUUAUUGCCUGUUCAUCUGUUGCAGAUAUGCAGCUUGUUGUCCCUCCUGACCCUGUAGUUACCUCUGCUGGUCAUGACGUCAUCCUUCCCUGUCACCUGUCUCCUCAAACCAGUGCUGUUGACAUGGAAAUCAGGUGGUUUAAGGAAGGAGAAUUCGCUAACCCCCUGUACCUGUAUGAUGGUGGAAAGGUGACAGAGAGGAAAGGCUAUGAGGGUAGAGUGAGUGUGUUCACUCAGGAGCUGGAGAAAGGCAAUAUAUCACUGCUGCUGAAUAAUGUCAUGGCUUCUGAAAGGGGAAGCUACAAAUGCCAAGCCAGCUACUUGGACUGGAUUCAGGAACUGCCUGUUGUGCUACAGGUUAAACAGCAGGGCAGUGUCCCCAGGAUCUCCAUGAGGAAGCACCACAGAGUGUUCAUCCAGCUCAGCUGCAGUUCAGAGAACUGGUACCCAGAGCCUGACAUGCUGUGGACGGACAGCAGUGGGAAGGAGAUCACCUCAGCAGAGACAGAGAGACCCAAACAGAAGGAGGGGGGCGUCCUGUACUCCAUAACCAGUCACAUGAGAAUAAGGAAUGACCAACUGGAGGGGGUCACCUGUGUGGUGAUGUCAGAGUACCAGGGAACCAAGAUGGAGUCUACACUGCAGAUGACUGAGGAAUUCUACAUGAGCAGUUUGCCAGACCGGGUGUAUAUCUCUGCAUUUGUGAUUCCUGUGUUUCUGGGACUGCUGUGUAUCACUGCAUCGGUGCUCUCCUUAUUCCAUCAGAGAAGAGUUGUUCGAGAAAAACUGAAGCCUUUGGAUGACAUGAAUACAAAAUUAAAAGCUAUGGACCAAGAUCUCAUCAAAAAGACAGAGGAACUCACUUAUAAGGAUAAGUUAAUGGGAAUUACUGAAACAAUCCCAGACUCUGUUUGGAGCUUGAUGGUUGAUCAUGCAGUGGAUGUCACUUUCGACCCUGACACUGCACAUGUCAAACUCUCUUUAUCUGAUGAUAACAGACGUCUCAAAUUUGGAGAAUUCAAAGAAAAAAAAGAUUGUGAGAAUAUCAAAGAAAAAUGCAAAGACACUAAACAUAAGUUUAAAUUUAAUCAAUGUGUCUUGGGAAUGGAAGGAUAUGAAAAAGGUACACAUUACUGGGAGGUUGACCUGGGGAAGAAGAGCCAGUGGAGUGUUGGGAUCGCUCAGGACACAGAGAAGAGAGACAACAUCCAAAUGUAUCCAGAAAAUGGCUUCUGGAGCAUAUGUUACAAAGAUGGAGAACUGAAAACAGUUGAACAGUCUUCUACUUUCCUUCCCAUUGAACUGAAACCUGAGAAGCUGGGAGUUUUCAUGGACUAUGAGAGGGGACAGAUAACAUUUUUCAACGUGGAGAAGAAAUGCCACAUACACUCCUUCUAUGGCAUGUUUACUAAGAAACUCUAUCCGUUCUUUGGUCCUUUGAUUGAUUGUAAAGAGGAACUCAAAAUCUCACCUGUGGUACAAAGAGACAAACCCUCAACCUCCGAGAACUGUUAGUGUAAAUAAUGGAAGAUGACAGUCAUUGAAAAAAAGGUAUUUAGAACCCAAAGCUUAUUAUAUACGCUUAAUUUAAAGAUGAAAUGUAAAUCCUAAAAUGUAGCUUUUACACAUGUUAGUUUUGUAGUGUAGAAUAUACACUGAGUGUACAAAAUAUUAAGAACACCUUCCUAAUUUUGCCAUCAGAACAGCCUCAUUUCAAUCUACAAGGUGUCUACAUGCUUCCCACUGGAUGUCUUUUGGGUGGUGGACCAUUCUUGAUACACACGGGAAACUGUAGAGCAUGAAAAACGCUGCAGCGCUGCAAUUCUUGACACAAACCAGUGCACUUGGCACCUACUUCCAUUCCCCAUUCAAAGGCACUUAAAUAUUUUGUCUUGCCCAUUCACUCUCGAACGACACACAUACACAAUCAAUUGUCUCAAGGCUUAAAAGUCCUUCUUUAACCUGUCUCCUCCCCUUCAUCUACACUGACUGAAGUGGAUUUAAGUGGCAUCAAUAAGGGAUCAUAGCUUCAACUGUUCAGGAAAGAGCAGGAAGUCUUAGCUGUUUUUAGUACUGUAUGACAAUAUAUAAUAAUUGACUCACUCACUGUAAUUAUGUGUUGUUUUGAAAUAUUAUGUUAAAAAAAAUCACUCACUGUACUCAGUGUUAAAUCUGUAAAAAUGUAAAAACGUUUGUUACAUUAAUAAAAGGCAUUUAAAAAUG